AUAAAUUGUGGGUAGGUAGACUGAAGCUAGCUUCGGGUGGCCUGAGUGCAGUUCUUCAAUUCAGGCUAGAACCUAUAAAAGCAGUGAAGAGCAUUGGGGUUCGAGUCAAACUCUUCCUCGUUAUCAAAGCGUAUAGAAGUCAGCUUGGAUUACCACUUUUCGACCGGUAUUUGAGAUCAAGUGAACCAACAUCAAUUGGAAGGAAACGAAAUCUGCAUUAUUGUGAUACUAUUUGAUAAAAAUUUCAUUACAUAAACCUCGAGAAGAAAAUCUCAGAAUGAAACUCCAACUAGUACUAUUCGCAACACUAGUUGCACUAGUUCACACAUCACCCCUGCCUCAGACUCUCGAAGGCAUAAAACCCGUUGAAGUGCCUGCAGAACCAGCAGUCGAGAUAGUGCCCGCUCCAGAAGAACCAGUUGCGAAUACAAACAUCAGUACCCCAGGUGCCACGGAAUCUACUAUCGACUUACAAACAGAAGCACCGACUACUACGGAAUUGUCCGCUGAUCCCGUUCCAGCCGAGCGGUUCGAAACUGCAGAAGAUGAAGCCAAUAAAGUAGAGGAAGUUCGAGAUGUACAAGCUAGAGCAGCGAGCGAUGUAGUUGCCGCGGUACCGGUUAAUGAGGCAGAGACUGCCCAAGUUAACUCCGACAACAAGGAUGAUGCUGUUAAAAUUGCGGAUGCGGUAGAGCCCGCAGCUGUUGCUUCGGAUGAGAUCGCUCGUCCCAUUCGCACUAGCGACGAACAGGAAGAAACUAAAGAAACUGACGAGACUCAAGAAGCCGUCUCUGUAACCACUCUGGCUACUACUGUAGAAGAGAAUGCAGUUGAAGCAAAGACAGUUGCAACCGACGAAACAUCCGCAGAGGUUGCUAAGCCCACAACCGAAGCAGUUGGAGUUUCAACUGCUGGACCUGCCAUAGCUUCCACUACCGCUUCUGCAGAAAUGAAAACUGAAAUUACUACCGCAGCCGUUGUACCUGCCGUCGAAUCUGCCGCCGUUGAACCCGCAGCUGUUGCACCUGCCGCCGUUGUACCCGCUUCCGCUGUAUCCGCCUCCGUUGUACCCGCAGUGGUACCUGCCGCGACCACUAAACCGAAGGAAGAUAGCUCAGAGGAAAGUAAAGAGAGCCAAGAAUCAGACGAAGACAAAUCAUAAACGCUGCACUAUUUAUGAUCUUCAGAAUGCGAGUUAUUGUGCCAAUUACACUUACUUCCUUAUUCAAACCUUACUCUUUCUGUCCCCCACCAGAAACAAUAAAUUUUCAAAAUCACAAAACUGUCAAUGAACACAUACCAAGUAUAGUGUAUUGUUAAACUGAUACAAAUUGCUGCACAUCUAAAAUCUGUUAUGAUAGAACUCACGGAGAAACAUCUUUUGUUACGUCUAGGAUGGGUUAAAUAACUAAAAAUUCGUUAUAUAUUUGAUAAAACACUAAUAAAUAAUGAAACUAAGAACAAUUGGAAGGAACCAAAACAAUUCACGCAUUGAGCUAAGACAACAUUUUGGUAUAGGUUCUAGUAGCAUAAACGUACGGUACCUUCCCUAUUUGAUAUAUACCGAAUUAGUCUAGUGAGAUGCAACAAACUUAACAGGUGUUUAAAAUGCAAACUUAGACGUUUGAAGGCUUGUGAGUCGGAAACACUAAGGUCGGAUAAGAGGGGAGAAACUGUAGUGAAUCGCAAUAUGUAAGAAACCAGUGCUUGCCUUUCUUCCAAGUCAUCGAAUUCAAACCCCUAAUAGCGAACUUCUGUGUAGACUGAAAAUUAUACAUAAAAGUACAUGACAAAUGUAAAAGUGAAGUGUAAUAAAGUAAAAUAUAUCUUAAGUUAUUUA
Messenger RNA from Topomyia yanbarensis, 1840 nucleotides. Its product is annotated as protein SON-like. The transcript has 3 exons. NCBI's taxonomy places the organism in Eukaryota, Metazoa, Arthropoda, Insecta, Diptera, Culicidae. The record is from RefSeq and is a predicted model, not a curated record. Bases 278 to 1162 code for a protein of 294 amino acids.